This is a messenger RNA of Boleophthalmus pectinirostris (great blue-spotted mudskipper), 915 nucleotides long. RefSeq names its product TLC domain containing 5b (gene tlcd5b). The transcript has 3 exons. Gene Ontology annotation, cellular component: membrane. Bases 1 to 915 code for a protein of 304 amino acids. Lineage: Eukaryota; Metazoa; Chordata; Actinopteri; Gobiiformes; Gobiidae. The record is from RefSeq and is a predicted model, not a curated record.
AUGAAGAAGACGAUGAGAAGGAGGAAGGAAGAGGAGGAGGAGGAAGGGGCCAGUGUGUCCAGUUUGACCACAGAGUCCAGUCUGAUCACAGCCCGGUCUGCGCUCGUGUUGCAGUGGUCAUGUUGGUCUCCGGGGUCCGUCUCGGGGUCCGUCUCGGGGUCCGUCCCGGGGUCCGUCCCGGGUGUGGUCCUGGGCAGCGCUCUGGGCUGGUUCUCUCUGUACCUGCUGCUGUGUGCCGCCUGCAGGGGGCGCAGUGCCGAGUGGAGCUGCCGUCUGGUCACUCUGUCCCACGGGAUCCUCAUCGUGCUCCUCACCGCCUACGUGGUCUUCAUCGACGGACCCUGGCCCCUCACGCACGCAGGUUGGGAGAACACGGAGCUGCAGGUUUUCUCUCUCUGCGUUUGCCUCGGUUACUUCCUGUUCGAUCUGUCGUGGUGCGUGUUCCACCGGAGCGAGGGCGCCGUGAUGCUCGCGCACCACGCCGCCAGCGUCCUGGGCAUCGUCCUGGCGCUGGGCCUGGGCUCGUCCGGGUGCGAGACCUGCGCCGUGGUGUUCGGCAGCGAGCUCACCAACCCGCUGCUGCAGGCGCGCUGGUUCCUGCGCCGCGCCGGCCUCUACGAGUCCGUCCUGGGCGACGCCGUGGACGUGCUGUUCGUGGCGCUGUUCGCCGGCGUGCGCGUGGGCGUGGGCACCGUCAUGUUCUACCGCCAGCUGGUCUCGCCGCGCCCCGCCCUCGUCAUGAAGCUGGGGGGCGUGGUCAUGUACGCGCUGGCCUGGGUCUUCAUGGUGGACAUCGCCCGCUUCGGCUACAGGAAGAGCCGCGCCAAGUACAGGAAGUGGAAGGAGCGAGCGGGAAACGAGCACGACUCUGACGCUCGGACUCACCCGCCACGAGAAAACCUCAAGUCUGAAUAA